AUGAAUCCAUUACUUGUCCGCGUUUCAAGAGUCCGUCCAGCCAACAUUAUCCAACUCCAAAGAGGAUGUGGAUGGGGAUGGUGGGGAAGAUAUCACAGAUAUGACCCACAAACUGAACAAGCAAUCCAAGAGUUCAAGGAGGAUGUAUACAAGUUCAAGACCAACUUGAAGGAGUCAAUGAAGAGACAUCAUGAUUGGCAUCAACAGAGAAAUGAUGUCCUCAAGACUGAGUACAACAAUCACCAUCGUGAUUGGUUUGGAAGGGAUGUCGAUUCAAACAUUGCUCGCUCCCCAAGCACCGUGGUCAACGAGACUGGCUCAGCCUUUGAGGUCGAGAUCGAGCUGCCAGGCAUCAAGAAGGAUGAGGUCAAGAUCACAUUCUCCAAGGACAAGUUGAUCGUGUCCACUGUCAAGGAGGAGGCCACCGCCACCACCUCUGCUGCUGACGCCGGUGCCAAGAAGUCCAACAAGAAGUUCUACUCCAAGGAGAUCCAAUUCCAUGAGCAAGUCAACUUCAAAAACAUCAAGGCACGUCUCGAGGAUGGUAUCCUCUACGUCACCGUGCCCAAGGAGUUGGUUGAUCAGUCCAUCACAAUCCAAUAA
Messenger RNA from Acytostelium subglobosum LB1, 603 nucleotides. RefSeq lists its product as hypothetical. The record is from RefSeq and is a predicted model, not a curated record. Bases 1 to 603 code for a protein of 200 amino acids. The transcript has 2 exons. Gene Ontology annotation, biological process: response to heat. Lineage: Eukaryota; Evosea; Eumycetozoa; Acytosteliales; Acytosteliaceae.